AUGUUUGCGGUGUUCCGAUGCCUCUUGCAAGAGCAACGAAAACUGGAUAGCUUCGAGCGCGCUUUCACGCAGCUGCACAGCUACACCUGCGAUGGACAAGAGCCAGACUACAAGAAGUUCCUCCGGGUCAACCAUGAGAAGGUCCUUGGCGCGGCAGCCGAGAAGGAGAAUGGCCGACCCCAGCUCAUCGCGUACCCCCAGGGCGCCAAGGCCGGGCCCAGCGUCUUCCCCCGGACUCGCUGGAACAAGGCCCACACCGCGGAGCUCUGCGACCACAAGGCCUCCGCGCGGGGCUCCGCGCGAGCCGCGAGCGAGUUCGUGGAGUGCUACUCCACGAUGGGCAGCUCCUGCGCCGCCGGCUGCGGCUUCGUGGAGGCCAUCGACAGCCAGCCCCAGAUCUUGGUGGCCAACUCCUUCAAGACGCGGGCGGCGAAGAAGAACCCGGCCUUCAUCUUGAACGUGGGGGACAACUUCUACUGGGGUGGCAUUGAGAAGACCUGCGGCACUCCGAUGGAUGAGCUGUCUUACACCGCCCAUCACCAGUUCGACCAGAUCUAUGAAGGCAUCUACAAUGGCCCAGGCCUCGAUGGCAAGGUCUGGCUUAGCGUGCUUGGAAACCACGACUGGGGAGGCCGUGUCUUCAACAACGGCUGGGACCAGCAGAUCGCCUACACCUGGAAGAGCAACCGCUGGCGCCUGCCUGCGGCCUACUGGAGCCAGAAGGUGAACUUCGUGGAUGCCGGGUUCACGAUGGACAUCUUCAUGGUGGAUUCCAACGCCAUGGAUGCCGAAGACUUGGACGAGGACCCGGAGCACAACAUCUGCGGGGCCAAGCACAACCCGCCGGGAGCCAGCUGCGCCUCUCAAGGUGGGCCGGAGUCUCUGGACUCCUGCAAGCAGUGGUUCUGGGAUUUGUGGUCCGCCAACAAGGCCUGGCUGGCAGAUGGUUUGGCGAAGAGUGAGGCCGACUGGCAGGUGGCAGUGACUCACUUCCCCUGCGGCUUUGAGGCUGGGUUCUGGAGUCAGAUGCACAACCAGCACGGACUUGAUCUGCUGGUAACCGGACAUCGCCAUGACCAAGAGCUAUGGAGCCCCAGCAGGAUGGGAGGUUUGACCUGCUUUGUCACUGGCGGCGGUGGCGGCAUCUCUUCGGAGGCAACACCCAACAUCCACAACAAGAAGGACUGGUACGGGGAGGCUCAGUACGGCUUCUACGACAUCGCAGUGACCAAGCAGUCCAUGGAGAUCACAUCCAUCAACUGGAAUGGCUACGAGAUCAUGACUCGCAAUGUCUACCCCAAGUGA
Effrenium voratum is the source of this 1305-nucleotide messenger RNA. Lineage: Eukaryota; Dinophyceae; Suessiales; Symbiodiniaceae. The record is from the annotation of a GenBank genome assembly.